This is a messenger RNA of Penicillium riverlandense, 1188 nucleotides long. Its product is annotated as NAD(P)-dependent alcohol dehydrogenase. Bases 1 to 1188 code for a protein of 395 amino acids. NCBI's taxonomy places the organism in Eukaryota, Fungi, Ascomycota, Eurotiomycetes, Eurotiales, Aspergillaceae. The transcript is spliced from 4 exons. Gene Ontology annotation, molecular function: oxidoreductase activity; zinc ion binding. The record is from RefSeq and is a predicted model, not a curated record.
AUGAUUCCAGAGAAACAGAUCCUCACCAGGGCAUUUGUUGUCGAGGAACCGGGGGCACCGUUUGUUCUGCAAGAUGUUGUUUUGGACGAAGUCCGGGAUAAUGAGGUCCUGGUGGAAAUGAAGUACACAGGAUUGUGCCACACGGACAUAGCCGUCCAACAUGGCGCCAUCCCCGUGGGCGCCUACCCAGCGGUUCUAGGUCACGAAGGCGCUGGCAUCGUCCGCCGAAUCGGCAGGAACGUGAAAAACAAGUCCCUACGCGAGGGCGACAUGGUCUUCUUGAGCUUCAGUUCCUGCCAGGAAGCGAACUGCUCUCCCUGCCAAGAGGGUCGAUGCGGAUUCUGUCCGCGAAUAACAGAUAUCAACUUCGGCGGAGCGCGCGGUAUGGAUCCUGCAGAGUCGCCUAUUUCUUUUCCGGACAAGCAGCGCCCGCCCAUUCGGGGACAGUUCUUUGGGCAGUCUUCCCUGAGUAAAUUGGCAGUAGUUAAGGAGACCUCUGUCGUCAAGUGUCCAUCCGGUGCCGGGUCUGGUGCCUCUGCGCUCACUGUUGAUGAUAUGGCAUUCCUUGCGCCGCUAGGUUGUGGGUAUCUCACUGGUGCAGGCACGGUAUUCAAUGUUCUGAAACCGAAGACCACGAGCCGAUUUGCCAUUCUCGGAAUGGGUGCUGUGGGACUAGCAGCUAUGUUCGCAGCUCGAGUGUUGGGCGUUGAGAAUGUUAUCGCAGUUGAUAUCGUCGACGCGAAGCUUGAGCUAGCUGCGUCUCUAGGUGCAUCGCACACUCUAAACACAAAAACUGUCCUAGACCUCGUUCAGGGACUUCGAGGUAUGUUCCCGGACGGUGUCGAUCAUAUCCUCGACACAACGGGCGUGGUGCCUCUGCAGGAGGCCUCGGUCAAGGCCCUGGGUCAUGAAGGAACUCUGGCUAUUGUUGGUGUCGCUCCUAAAGAUGCCGAGCUCAAGAUCAGUCCGUUGGAGUUUAUGAUGGACUGUAAACGGGUCCUGGGUGUUAUUGAGGGGUGUUCGAAUCCUGCUACGCUCAUUCCCAAACUGGUCGAUCUUUAUCAACAAGGGAAGUUUCCUGUUGAUAAGCUAUCUAAGGUGUAUGACACGGAUUCAAUCGAACAGGCAUUGCAGGACCUACAUUCGGGAAAGGUCAUCAAGCCUGUAAUUAAGUGGGCAGAUCUAUAG